Molecule: messenger RNA, 3182 nt
Organism: Aphidius gifuensis
Lineage: Eukaryota; Metazoa; Arthropoda; Insecta; Hymenoptera; Braconidae
Gene: Moe
Product: moesin/ezrin/radixin homolog 1
Exons: 6
Coding region: 473-2200 (575 amino acids)
Biological process (GO): positive regulation of protein localization to early endosome; positive regulation of early endosome to late endosome transport; regulation of organelle assembly
Cellular component (GO): cytoskeleton; filopodium; apical part of cell
Molecular function (GO): actin binding; cell adhesion molecule binding
Source: RefSeq, a predicted model, not a curated record
UCGUGUUUGAAACCCCACAUAUUUCCCCACACACACACGUAAUUUAAUUCUUACAAAAUCACACACAUUGAAAAAAAAAAAAAAAAUAUAUACCUGCGUGACAAGGGGAAUAAAAGUAGAAAAAAAAAAAAAAAAAAAAUUGGUGGGAGAAAUUCGCGUUACUCGGAGCGAAGAGACGCCAGUUGCACUUGCCCCCUUGGCCCACUGUUGUAUUGUUCGACUUGCGACCGACCACGCCCGACGCCGGCGUGCGUUAACAGUUUUAUCAACAUUAUUUAAAAAAAAAAAAACAAUUAUAUUGUUUAAACAAAUUAAAAUACAUCCACGUCUUAGUACGUUUAUCAAUUAAUUUGUGUUGUAUUUCCAUCAAACAACAACAACAAUUUAGUGAAUCAAAUUUUGUGUGUUUAAAAAAAAAACAUCAAUUGUGUAUUAAUAAUAUUAAUUUUAGUGAGAGGAUAAGUCAUCAAACAUGGUGGCUGGAUCAAAGAUGAUGAAUGUGAGGGUAACAACGAUGGAUGCCGAGCUGGAAUUUGCAAUCCAGCAGGCAACAACUGGCAAACAAUUAUUUGAUCAAGUUGUCAAAACAAUUGGUCUACGUGAAGUAUGGUUCUUUGGUCUUCAGUAUACUGACAUCAAGGGUGAUCUAACAUGGAUCAAGCUUUACAAAAAGGUAAUGAGUCAAGAAGUUAAAAAAGAAAAUCCACUUCAAUUUAAAUUCCGUGCCAAAUUUUAUCCUGAGGAUGUUGCUGAAGAACUCAUACAAGAUAUUACUCUGCGAUUAUUUUAUCUUCAGGUAAAAAAUGCAAUUUUAACUGAUGAAAUAUAUUGUCCACCUGAAACAUCAGUUUUAUUGGCAUCAUAUGCAGUACAAGCAAGACAUGGUGAUUUUCAAAAGGCUCUUCAUGUAGCUGGUUUUUUGUCAAAUGAUCGUCUUCUUCCUCAGCGUGUUAUGGAUCAACAUAAAAUGAGCAAAGACGAAUGGGAAAGUUCAAUAACAACAUGGUGGCAAGAACAUCGUGGUAUGUUACGUGAAGAUGCCAUGAUGGAGUAUUUAAAAAUUGCUCAGGAUUUAGAAAUGUAUGGAGUUAAUUAUUUUGAAAUAAGAAAUAAAAAAGGAACAGAAUUAUGGCUUGGUGUUGAUGCACUUGGUUUAAAUAUUUAUGAAAAAGAUGAUAAAUUAACACCAAAAAUUGGUUUUCCAUGGUCUGAAAUACGUAACAUAUCAUUUAAUGAUAAAAAAUUUAUAAUUAAACCAAUUGAUAAAAAAGCACCAGAUUUUGUAUUUUUUGCACCACGUGUUAAGAUUAAUAAAAGAAUAUUAGCAUUGUGUAUGGGCAAUCAUGAAUUGUAUAUGCGUAGACGUAAACCAGAUACAAUUGAUGUACAACAAAUGAAAGCACAAGCACGUGAUGAAAAAAUUGCAAAACAACAACAACGUGAAAAAUUACAAUUAGAAAUUGAAGCUAGAGAAAGAGCUGAAAAAAAACAACAAGAAUAUGAAAAAAAAUUAAGAAGUAUGACUGAAGAAAUGGAAAGGCGGCAAGAUGAAUUAAAUAAAGCUCAAGAAAUGAUUAGACGUCUUGAAGAACAACUUAAACAACUUCAAGUUGCUAAAGAAGAACUUGAAAAUCGUCAAAUGGAAUUAACAGCAAUGAUGGAAAAACUUGAACGUUCACAUGAAAUGGAAGCUGCUGAACGUGCUAAAUUAGAACAAGAAAUACGUGCUAAACAAGAAGAAGUUUUACGUAUACAAUCUGAAGUUGAAGCUAAAGAUACUGAGGCAAGAAGAUUACAAGAAGAAGUUGAAGAAGCCAGACUUCGACAAGAAGAAGCUGAUAAAGCAUUCCAAGCAAGUACAACUCCAUCUCAUCAUCAUGUUAAAGAAAAUGAAGAAUGUGAAGAAGAAGGUGAUGAUGAAGUACCAAUGGGUGAUGUUACAAAAGAUCUUGCAACUGAUGAAACAAUCAUUGAUCCAAUUGAAGAACGUAGAACACAUGCUGAAAGAAAUGAACGUCUUCAUGAUCAACUCAAGGUAUUGAAAGAAGAUCUUGCUCAAUCUCGUGAUGAAACAAAAGAAACAGUUAUGGAUAAAAUCCAUCGAGAAAAUGUUCGUCAAGGUCGUGACAAAUACAAGACACUUCGUGAAAUUCGUAAAGGCAACACUAAACGUCGUGUUGAUCAAUUUGAAAACAUGUAAAUGUCAAAUAACAAAACAAAAAAAAAAAAAAACAGAAACAAAAAAGAUACAAUCUUUUUUAAUUUUAAUCUCUGUUUUAAAAUCGAUCUAGCAUGUUUUUUUAUCUUUUUUUUUUUUUGUAUUAAUACAAUUUAAAAAACAGAGGUCAAUUAUUAAAAACAAAAAAAAAAAAAAAUCAUAUAAUAACCAAACUCAAAUGAAAAAAUAAUAAAAAAAAAAAAAAUAGUAAUUUUUAUUUUCCUAAUAAAAAAUGAAUAAUAAACUUGAUUUAUUAUAUUAAUAAUAUUAAAUUCUAUCGUGGGAAAAAUAAUAAUAAUUUAACAUCGCAUAUCAGAGAAUAAAAUAAGCAAACUUAAUUAAUAAAAAUUAUUCAAUGAGAUUUUUUUACAUCUCAAUUAGUCUGCCCGGUUGUUUUUUAAUUAUUUUCAAGUCUUUUAAAAAAUAUAAUAAUUUAAUAUCCAUUUAUUUGUUUAAAGAAAACUCAAUGAAAAAAAGUCCAAUAAAAAUGAUAAAAACAUGUAAAUUAUUUUAAAAAACAUCACUUAAUUUUUUUAUUAUUUUCUUGAAAUAUACUCUGAUAAUUUGUUGAUUGUUGGCUAAUUAAAAAUAUGCCCUGGCAGGCCUGCCUUGAACUAUAAACAAAAAAGUAAAUAAUAAAGCUUAAAUUUUAUAAGAAAAAUAAAAUAAAAUAAAAAAAAACGUGGCCUUUUUAGUGGGUAAUUAGUUAUAGCUUAGGGACUAAUCCACCCGGUGGUGGUAAUGUCUUAAUUUUUAUUUUGUUUAUUUUUUUUUUCCCAAAUAUUUUUUGAAAUAUAUAUUUUUUUUUUCUCAUGAUAUUCCAUGGUCAAUAGACAACUUGUUGAGUAUAAAAGCGAGCAUGAAUGUAAAUGCAAAAGCUGAAUGUUACAAUUGUACUUUAAUGGUUUCAAUUGAAGCCAAAUAAUUAUUUUUUAAUAAAAUAUAAUAUUACAUUGAAUAGUUA